AUGGUGAACAUGGGAGGAUUUAAAGCUGAUAAUGGUUUUAAAUCUGGAUAUUUACUGCAUCAAGAAAAUGCAUUGAAAGAAAAAAUUCCUAACUCUGGCAUACUGGAUAAAACCCACAUUGAGUCAAGGAUCAAAACCAUGAAAAAAGAUUGGCAAGUUGUUUAUGAUAUGGUAAAUGGUACGGACAUAAGUGGUUUUGGUUAUGAUAGCUCCAUUCACUCUGUAACAGCUGAACCAACGGUUUCGGAUUCUUACAUUCAGGAUAGAGCUCAAGGGAAUAAAGCCAAGGAUUUUUCCCAAAUGGAAGAAGAUGCAAACAAUGAAGAACAAUCAAAACUAAUAGAAGAUGUUUUUGAAGAACAAACCACAGAAAAUGAAGAAUCUCCAAACACAGGCUCAAUGAAGAGGAAAAGAGUUGAUGUAGUUAUUAAGGGAAUAAAUAUUGCAGCUAACGUCCUUGGUGAAAAACUUGAAAAGGCAGCAAAUAGCAUGAACCAAGUAAUACUUGGAGAAACAGAUUACAAAAAAAGCUUCAAUGGUAAUUCCAGAAAUUUCAAAAAUGCAGUCAUUAAGUGCCUUUUAUAG
Lactuca saligna is the source of this 585-nucleotide messenger RNA. Lineage: Eukaryota; Viridiplantae; Streptophyta; Magnoliopsida; Asterales; Asteraceae. The record is from the annotation of a GenBank genome assembly.